Molecule: messenger RNA, 11712 nt
Organism: Tympanuchus pallidicinctus (lesser prairie-chicken)
Lineage: Eukaryota; Metazoa; Chordata; Aves; Galliformes; Phasianidae
Gene: MYRF
Product: myelin regulatory factor
Exons: 26
Coding region: 4871-8224 (1117 amino acids)
Biological process (GO): central nervous system myelin maintenance; positive regulation of DNA-templated transcription; protein autoprocessing
Cellular component (GO): endoplasmic reticulum membrane; nucleus
Molecular function (GO): sequence-specific DNA binding; DNA-binding transcription factor activity
Source: RefSeq, a predicted model, not a curated record
UACAUCACUCAUUCGUACUGCAUACUAUUCUUGCUUUCUCUGCCCUCGCUCUGCUCUGACACACAGCUGUCUUUGGAAACUUGAAGCUGCUUCUGAUUUCUUAAUCUCUCAGCUUCUGCGUCCUGCCCUUAAGCUUUGUGCCUCUUGGAGUUUGUGCCUUCCACUGAUGUUUCAGUGGGAUGUCCCACUGCGUGUGGAGGCAGUGCUGGGAGAGCAGUUCGUGGUGCAAUAGCACAUCCUCAAAUCUUCUGUCAGAUUUGCUGGUACAGGUGUGAAGCUAAGACCACUAACGUCCAGCCCUGGAACAUCCCCUGCCCCUGUCCUGAAGGUGUUCACAGGAUGCAAGGUAUUUGUCAUCUGUUUUUACAGCCACAGGCUGCCCUCCAACCCAUGGAAGUGAGUUGAAGGAGGCCCCUUUGAUGAUAUUACAGUGCGUUUUGAUAAUCGAGCCCUUUGCACGUAGUGCUGGCUGAAUUAGGAGGCUCUUCUGCAUGAAUAGCAAUUGCUCUUAUUGUUUUAAUCACAGCAGUACCAACAAAGCAGGGUCCUGCUGUGCGAGUAUGCAGAAGUACUGAACAGAAAGGCAGCUCUUCCCCAGAGCCUCACAUUAUGCCCUGUCCUCCACAGAGCUUCACGUGCGUUUUCUGUAGAGCUGAUGUUCCCUCAUCUCUGUGCUCCCUAUUCCUGUUGCCAGGAGCUACCUCAUUUCUUGGUUACCAUCUCAGGAUGAUGGGGUGUCUUUGUGUGCAUCCUGGGUAGCAUUACCUAAAAAGCUGUCCCUGCAGAUCUUGAGGUGACCCAAAACACGGGUGAAUGGGAUUCCUGAUGCUGUGCAUUGUCCCUGGAUUCCUGUCCUGCUGCACUUCUGUGGCAGAUAAAGCUAUCAAGAAAGGUCAUAAGUACUUUUGACACCAGGAGGCUCGGCAGAUGCAUCUCGGCAUCUGUGGCUUUUGCUUACCUGGUUUUUGAUCAAUAUUUCCAGUGUUCAUUCAUAAUUUCUGCAACCUUAAGAACUGUUCAAACCACACAGGAGUUUUCUGAGAUGUUUUGCUUGCUACAGAGGACUGAGGGGGCAAAGCUGGUAGUGAGCGUAGACAUAUAAAUCCAGGGAUCCCUGCUUAUUUGCUUUUAGGAUGUUGUUAGCUGAAGAUCCCAAGCAGGAGCAGGACUGAACUGCUGCUGUCAGUGGACAAGGGCACCUGGAGGGGAAGAGCACCGAGGGUAUGUGUUCCUUGAGGACUGUGUGCUCCUUGGAGAUUCUCCUGCUAUGGCAAUCCCUCUUGGCACAUGGUCUCCAGCAGAGAAAAACACAGCUGUUCACACAGCUGUUCUGUGUGAAGCCCACGGAACUGGGUGAACAUGGUGCUGCUUGGGUUAUUUGACUUUACCAGGUGUCUUUUUGAUUUGUCGCUGCUCUAGGUUCAGUGAUCCCAGCCUCAACGUGCUCUGAAGCUUCUUGUUUUUGAUUAAUACUGCUUCCCUCUUUUAGUCCCUGCUGCAGCCUGUUUUCAGGCUGGCUGAUGAGAUCUGUGCUGUUGAUUUGUAAAAUACUUCUUUUUCAUAUAUUCUUCAUGCACUUACCUCCUAUUAAUUGCUGCCAAAUUGUGCGUGCCAGCAUGUUUAGAGCUUUCCUUUCACAGCUGUUUCCCUACGUGGAGGACUGGGAUAAGGCAGCUCAGUCUUUACCAGCCCCAAAUCCACAUUUUUUUGUCCCUUGUCAUUGUAUUGGCACCCUGCUGCUUGCCCCUUUCCUAGUAUCCAAAGAGGAUGCACGUUACCCUGUCUAUGCAAGCAGUGCCUGGGUUCCUCUAUGUGUUUUACAAUUGAAUAAAUGUGUGUCUAGGUACAGAGAAACUUGCUGGGGUGUCUUUAUCUGAGUUUAUCUAGUGAGCUACAAGCUCCUGCUUGCUUCUGCUGGGCAUCAUGUGCACACAUGAGUGCUGCAUACAUUCACCAGUGCUGGCCGUAUCAAAAUCUCCCAAGGACAUUUAAGAUCACUUGUAGCCCCAACAAACCCAUCGGCUUUGCCAUUUGCUUAAUUAUAGAAUGAUAUAAUUGGGUUGGAAGGGAUCUUAAAGAACAUCUAGUUCAGCCCUCUUGGUGAGGGAGCUUAAAAGCUCUUCCAGCUUUCCUCCCGUCUGUAGCAUUGCACUUCUUUCUGCUUUAGACAGUCGAACUCUGAGAUCCCCUCCAUGCAGUCACUUGUUUCUGAUCCCUUCUUCUCUUUCAGUUCACCCCACCAAAUGUGGAUUUUUGCCGAGCUGUUUUUUAACUAUUCUGCUGCCAACAGAACUCCUCUGCACUUUAGGAAGCCCACAGACAAACUGUGUGAUCCUCUUUCUAGUUGACAAAGCUUAGGGUGGGUAAAUUUUUGUUGUCUGAAUUCUUCCUUGGUAGCUCUAGAGAAGUGAUACGUUAAAGAAGUACAAAGAGGUGGAAGGAAAAUGAGUAGAAUAGCUGACACUUUGAACCUAGAAGCUCACAUUUAGAAGAGAGAUUUGCUUCUUGGCAGGUGAGGUGUCAGUUUCAGAGCUGGAUUUAGGCAAGAAGUGCAUCUCUUGUGCCAAAGCUCCCCCUCAUGGUGCUGCCGUAUUGAGGAGGCUGUGCUCCAUGUCGAAGGGGAAGUGUGAGAGGUGCCAGUGCUCAAGCGAUACCCUUUUCCUCCUUGCUAGAUCAGGAGUGAGCAGUGUUCCCUCCCAGGGGCAGUCCGUGCCCCUGGGAGGCCUGCAGUUCCAGCUCAGAGUAGGGCCUUUGCUGCCCAGCCAAGUGAGUCUUACACCUGGGAGAGGGGCAGAGCCCAGAACCAAACCUGUUUCACUUGUAAGAUGUUGUUAGGAUGGAGAACUGUUUUACAGAGAAGGUCAGUAGCCUGCAGUCUGCUCUGCAGAGCAGCAGUGCUGCUGACUUGCUUGUGUGGCUGCCAAACUUCGACUCUUUUCUUCACCAUCUCCCUACUGUGUCUGUGCCUAGCACUUCCCUAGCCUUCACUCUUCGUGUAGCAUGGGUGGAUGCUGCCAGCCUCAGCUUUGCCUGCUGCAGGCACUGCACAUUGGAUGUGUGAAACAGUUGAGGAGCGGUUCCUUGUAAUUCAUAGCACUUUGCACUCCUGAAAGCACCAGGAAACUUACACUGCUGUCUACAAGCACUUAAGCUAUCUUCAUGGUUCAUUUUGCUUGUUUUCUUGUGCCUUCUGUUUUCCCUUGGCUUGAUGUCCUGCUUGGGGUCAGGCAUCUUCCGGCUUCCUCUUCUGCUCUGCAUGGUUUCUUCUCUGGCUGUAUGAGUGGAGAUGUGGCAUGGCCAAGGACUGUGCUACAGGUACCCCUGGUACCUCUCUGGACUUGUCACGCUUCCCACUGUCCCCUGCACCCUCACAUUGUCUCCAAGUGCCAACAGCAAAGCCUGACAAGCAAUAUUUUCUUUUCCCCACACUGCCCUUAAUCCGUGGCCCCUCAGUUCUGGAUCCUCCUCUUGGGCAAAACAGGUGUUUUCUAUGCAGUAGGAGGGGAAGGUUUCUCAGCAUUUCUUUCCUUUGGUUUAUGUGACCUCAGUUGUGUUUGGAAGUUCCUCUAAGCUCUAUCCACGGGUAAAUCUCCUCUGCUCAAGAUCUGACCCGUUUUUGCAAGGACCGAUGCUGAAAGGGACAUAACACGUUCUGAGCUGCCCCGUGCAGUUCUGAUUUUACUGACGUUCCCAGGCUGGUUCUGGAACAGCCAUCUCCCAGAGGUGUCUCUCUUUGGAGAUCUGGGCAUUUUUGCAGCUCUCAUUGCUCUGUAUGAGUCCUGACCUCAUCACCUCAUUCUGUGCUUUGUUUUUCAUUUAUGGAAGCUCCCCACCCACCCAGCACAUCCGUACGAUGAAGGGACCUUUAUCUGGCUCCUUAUUCCUGCAAAACCAUUAAACACAGCAGCACAGAAACAAGCAUCUUUCUUUUUUUGAAAUGGGGAUCCUACUGCCUUGCUUCCCAUCCCUUUGUGCAGUUCUGAUGGCUCAGAGUCGGAGGUACCCGGUGCACGUGGCAAUACCGAAGCAAGGUGUAUUUGCUAGCUCACUGCCACACACAUUUCUGGGGUUUUCUCUCCUUUAUCAGCAUCCCCAUAGUGCUCACUGGCCGCUGUCUGCUGGCCCAGGGGCAGCUGCUGAACCUGCAGCUUCCUAGCUUUCCUCCGCAGGCACUGCAGCGCUGGAGGUGAUGUCCAGAUAAGGUCUCAAGCUCGUUCCUCAGCGAUAAACCUGGCUCGUGUCAGCACGGCGCCUGCACUCGUGGCGCGGUACGAGAGGAGCUCUUUACCCUCAAGCCCCCCUCUGUUAGCUCAGCUGUUGCUGCGCUGUCGUGCUGCGAUGGCCACUUCUUACGCCUCUGCUCCAUCGCGGAGCCAGCCGAACCAGAGGAGCCAUGGGAAGCUAUUUCCCUUCUCCCCGUGUUGUUCAGUGACAGCUGUGUUGCUGCAGUCCAGCUGCAGUCCAGCUGCGUGGCCUGUUUGUUGGUGGGGGCUCCACGCAGCGCGGCAGAUGGUGACUUCUUUGCCUCCCCCUACCCUCUGUGUCAGCAGACGCCGAUGCCUCUAUGGAAAAAGUCACCUGUGUCACACCCUGUGACAGCUCAUACUAGGGUGGCUAUGAGUUUGCUCUUUGAUCCCAGUUGCCUCUUUAGAGGUAAUGCCUUUCAUGCUCAUGUGUAGAACGGCCCUUCUAGGGAGCUUUCUGCAGGACUCGGGGCACUUGUGUAUGCAGUCAGGGGGGAAAACAGCACAGGAUCCUGUGUUCCCAUGCUCAGCUGAGAGAUCACUGCCUGUCCCAGCAAUGCUGCCCUCUGGAUCCCUGCUCCGAGCUGCCCCAGCAUGAAGACUACAAGGAAACUAAAGCACUCUUCAUGUGCCAUUCUCACUUGACUUUUUGUCAUGACAUUAAUGGAGCUCUGGAGCCAUCUAACAUCGACACCAGCAUCCUGGAGGAGUACAUCAGCAAGGAGGACUCACCAGAUAUCUGUUUCCCUGACAUCUCUGCUUCAUCUGGCUGUGCACACCCCCAGCCCUCCAGCUCAGCCACCAUCAGCGCGCCUCUUCCCAGUUCCGUCGGCAGUGCUGGGCAUGUGAACAACCCUGCUUCCAGUGGUUCCCUCCACCUUCCUUCCCCGGGCAGCCAGAUCCCGAUCCAUCACGGUCCUCUCCUGGCCAACCCUUGCGGACCCAGCUAUGGUGCUCACCUCAACUGCAAUAACAACAAUGGCAUGGCGGUGCCCAAGGGCUACCUCGGUGGCCACUGCCUAAACAGCAUGGUCCCUCCAAUCAAAUCGGAGUCCAAGGCCUCCUACGCACCUGGCACUUUACCCGACUCUCCCCCUGACUCUGGAUCAGAAGCCUACUCACCUCAGCAGGUGACUGAUCCUCACCUCCUUCGGACCAUGACCCCAGAGAACAUGUGCCAUGUAAUUCCCCCAUCUCGCCUGGAGCAUCCUCCGCCGCCACCACCUCCUCCUCCUCCUCCCCCCCACCUGCAAGCUGUGCCCCCUCCUUCCCACCCACACUACCCUGGCCUGCAGCGGGACCUGUACAUGAAGGCUGAGCCCCUGAUGCCACCCUAUGGCAUGGGGCAGGGCAUAGCACCAGCUGACCUCCACCACGCUCAGCAGUCACAGAUGCUGCACCAGCUUCUCCAGCAGCACGGAGCAGACCUCCCAGUGCACCCUGCCAAGAAAAGGAAGCAUUCCGAGUCACCCCCAAACACCCUUAGUGCACAGAUGCUCAACGGGCUGAUAAAGCAGGAGCCAGGCAUGGGGUCUGUGCCACUCAACCCCGAAAGAGUUCCCACGCCUCCUUGGCACCAGCCAGGACCUCUCUCUCCAGGCCUGAUUCAGGAUAAUGACAGCUUGAAUGGCUCCUAUCUAGACCCCAACUACCAGUCUAUAAAGUGGCAGCCACAUCAGCAAAACAAGUGGGCAACUCUCUAUGAUGCCAACUAUAAAGAACUCCCCAUGCUCACCUACCGCGUGGAUGCUGACAAAGGGUUCAACUUCUCUGUGGGCGACGAUGCCUUUGUGUGCCAGAAGAAGAAUCACUUCCAGGUCACGGUCUACAUCGGCAUGCUUGGAGAUCCCAAGUAUGUGAAGACCCCCGAGGGCCUGAAACCCUUAGAGUGCUUCUACCUGAAGCUGCACGGAGUGAAGCUAGAGGCCCUGAACCAGUCGAUCAACAUCGAGCAGUCGCAGUCCGACCGCAGCAAACGGCCCUUCAACCCUGUCACGGUCAACCUGCCUCCAGAGCAGGUCACUAAGGUUACUGUGGGGCGGCUGCACUUCAGCGAGACCACGGCUAACAACAUGAGGAAGAAAGGAAAACCUAACCCAGACCAGAGGUAUUUCAUGCUUGUGGUAGCCCUGCAGGCACAUGCACAGAACCAGAACUACACACUUGCAGCCCACAUCUCUGAGCGCAUCAUUGUCCGAGCCUCCAACCCUGGCCAGUUUGAGAGUGACAGCGAUGUGCUCUGGCAGCGGGCUCAGCUCCCUGAUACCGUGUUCCACCACGGUCGGGUGGGCAUCAACACAGACCGCCCCGAUGAAGCCCUCGUGGUCCAUGGCAACGUGAAGGUGAUGGGUUCCCUGAUGCAUCCAUCAGAUGUCCGAGUGAAAGAGGACAUCCAGGAGGUGGACACCACAGAGCAGCUGAAGAGGAUCUCACGGAUGCGGCUGGUGCACUACAACUACACACCUGAGUUUGCAGCUACGGUGGGCAUCGACAACACCUCUGAGACAGGUGUCAUUGCUCAAGAGGUGAAGGAGAUCCUCCCUGAAGCAGUGAAGGACACCGGGGACCUGGUCUUUUCCAAUGGGAAGACCCUGGAGAACUUCCUAGUGGUGAACAAGGAGCGCAUCUUCAUGGAGAACGUGGGAGCUGUGAAGGAGCUGUGCAAGCUGACAGACAACCUGGAGACCCGCAUCGAUGAGCUGGAGAGAUGGAGCCACAAGUUGGCCAAGCUCAAACGUCUUGACAGCAUGAAGUCAACUGUGAGCUCUGGGGCGUUCAGCCAAACGGGAAGCCAGUUCAGCCGUGCAGGAAGCGUGCCCCACAAAAAGAGGCCUCACAAGAUAGCCAGCAAGUCACCGUCGGUUGUCCCGGAGCAGGCCUGCAUCAGUCAGCGCUUCCUGCAAGGCACCAUCAUUGCCUUGGUGAUCAUCAUGGCCUUCAGUGUGGUGUCCAUGUCCACGCUCUACGUGCUGAGCUUGCGCAGCGAGGAGGACCUUGUGGAUAUUGAAGGGUCAAGCCAGAAUAUUGACAAAACACAGAUGGUGCGAUCCACAGCUGCAUCAGACAGAGCCAGCAGCAGGACCCCAACACACCACGCCACAUCACAUGUGCUCGACUUACUCGAUGCUUUGCCUGGUCACAGCGUGCUAGCCUGCUUCAACCCACCGUGUUUCUCCACAUGCUGCUCUGCUGCUCCCACCAAUGCCUCCUCUGUUGCCCUCUCUGAGGCCAGCCCUACUCAUGUCACCAAUCAGACAGACCAAAGUCAGACCUCACUGCAGCCAGUGACAAAUAUCAAAGCCAAAUCCAGGGGCAUCACCAGGAAGGCAACCUCCUACACCAAGCGGCCAAAGACGCCUGACAGGUCUCAGAGCUUCGGCAGCCCCAAUGCCAGCCCCUCCUCCCCCUUCACCCACCUCCAGGGCAAAUCCAAGUACAUCUCCAACCUCUCGCUCUCCCGCAGCAACUCCCCACUGGGGCAGGCCCGGCCGCAGCGCAGCAUCAGGCAGCUGGUGAGCGAGUGGCCCCACACACAAGACCCCAGCACAGAUGGGCCAAGCCCAGUGCUGCGUUCCAUCCGGAUCCUGGAGAUUGAUAUGGCCAUCCAGUCCCAGUUCUGUGCAGCCAGCAGUUCAUGCAGGACUGGAAACUUCACCUACCGCAUCCCCAUCAGCCAGCUGACAGCAGUGAACACCAACCUGACCCUGGAGAUGAACUCCUCCUCUGUGCUGUCCAUUUCCCUUUGUGGCCUUGUCUCCAGCGACCCUUGCCAGGAUGUUGCAAGCACAGACGGCUUCAGUGAUGGCACAGACACACAGGAAACGACACACCGGUGGCCUCUUGUGAUGCUGUCUUUCAGGGAGUUCACCUACCACUUCAGGGUGGCACAGACUGGCCGAGCCAACUGCAGCACUACUCCCGAACAGAUGGGACACCUUUUUACUGACUAUUAUUUUCAGUUCUACUGGCUCUGUGAGUGAGUCCUGGCAGCACCAGUGCCCUUUGGUUGGAGAGAGGAGGGGGACUGGUGACACUGGGGAACUUCCUGUACACCCUCCUCCGCUGACCCCCAGCCCCACCUCAGCCCCGUCGCCCUCCUUAGGGGUGGAGAUGGUUUGGUUGUGACUGGCGGUGCUGACACUGAAGUACAGCACAUACGGAACACAGGACCUAAGCCACAGAAACACGACCAGCCCUGCGCCAUCUCCUGGGCUCACCUAGCACCAACACUGCCCCAAACACCCUUCCUUCCCUUUUGGGGACGCUUGUGUCCCCCAGCCCCUGCAACACUGGAUUUGAAAGCAUUACACUGGAUGGAACGUGGAUGGAUCUGCCAUAUCCCAGAGCAUGGGACUUGCCCAGCUGUGCCACGUCAGUUCUCCGCAACACUGGAAUUGCUCAACACUGGAGCCCUUUCCAAGAGGAAAAAGCUGGAGUUUCACCUGGAAAGGAAAGGCUGUGCCUGGACAUACUGGAAGUUGUACACUGGAGUUGCUGUUCCUUCAAAUUGGACCUGCAGCCCCACCAGACCCCUGGAGACCCCAGGACUCCUGUUCUCCACAGAAGGUGUAGCUUCCGCAUUUGCCCCCCUCCUCACUGUGCUGUCAUUACAUCCAGGUCAGGAUGGAUAAACUCAAAAACCCCACUAAAGAUGCUGCUCAGGCUGUGCUCAAGCCAAACUACACGAGAGGACACUUAACCAUCAGCCCCUGGGAGGAAAACUACCCCAAGCCACUUGUGUUAAGUGUUGGUUAAACACUGUAGGACCCAUUUUCUUCACUUGCCAGUGGCCACUUGUGAUGUGCACAGAGCUGCCCAGUUGGCUCUGAAGAAAAAGAUGACUGACCAAGCCCAGUGUGCCCUGCAGAGCACAGCUGGGCUGCUGGGGCUGUGUGGUGUGGUUUCACUACGUAACCAGCGGGGGAAAAGCAAUGACAGUGAGUUCUCACUGCCUCUGCUCUCAGAACGCAGUUACGUUGAGUGUACUCUGGGUAUUUUACUGUUACAAGUUCUUAACUUGCUAAACUACUGAAUUUAAUUUCUUUUUUUAAGCCACAUAAAAAUGGGUCUCUUAAUUCUGUCCCUGUUGAGCUCUGUGCAUCUUGCAUAGGAAACCGAAGGGGGGCACUGCUAAGCUCGAUGUUAAAGCCUGAUUGCUGCAGCAGUACUGGGAUGUCAGCUCCCAGUGCUCCCAUGCCCUCCUUUCUGUCCUGCUCCAGCAAAAGGAGACCUCUGUGCUCCUGGAGGCUGAACCACCACUAGCUCCAGAAAAUGGAGACUCAUUUUCCUAAGGAAGCAGCACUGGAGAAUGGCAGCGAGGGGGAACACUCCGGUCCUGAAGGAAACCCUAAAGCUGAUUAAGAGAAGAGCACACCUUUUGGGAAACAGCAUCAGGGUCUGGCUGCUGCAUUCGUUCUGUCAGUGGAGGUAGAUGCAGCGAUCCCUUUGCCAGCUGCAGGCCAUGUUUUUUCCAUCGCUGAGGAGCACAGGGCAGGAGCAACUCUCUACCAGCAGGCUCUUCUGCUCUGGAGAAAUGAGCUGCAGAGAUGUUUUACCUGAUAGAUGGUUCCUACAUGCGCUGCUUCUGUUACAGAGCUCCCUUCUGAGGCUGUCCCAGCAGAGCAGCUGCACCCUUGCAAUUCCUUGCAGCAUCACUGGGAUUUUGCGUGGCUGCCCUUCCAGGACCUUGCCCUUUCCUUUAUUUGCAGGGCAGUUCCAAGGUCAGAUCUCUAUUCCAAUGCUGUGCCCAUGGGCAGCAGUGGAUGAUAUGGGUGAUGCUCUCCAGCAAGCACAAUGCACUGAAGUCUGGGCAGCCAGGAACCAGAGGGUGAGCAGGGAAUGCCAGGCAGCCAAAAGGAAUGAAGCUUAGGGAAACCUUUGGGGAGCUCGGAGGGAGAGCAAGAGGCACGGCAGCACAGACACAAACAGGUCAGCUCUGUGCUCAGCAGGAUUUUCUGCUUCUGCAAGGAAACCCUCUGGUGGACUCUCAGAGAGGAUGCUCAGCACUCCUCUUUCCACCUGUCCUAUGCAUUCUGCUCAGCCUUAAACUGAAUAAGUUACUUUCUUGGCAGCUUUUACUCUCCACUUGGCAAUCAGUGGCUCAGCCAAUCCUCGUCCUGGCGAGCAAUGCCCUGUGCUCUGCUAGCUCUGCUCAGCUGAGGGGCAGCCUUCUCAGACCCCACUGCCAUUUCUCCUACCUGCCCACGCUCUCUUUUAGCCCCCACAGAGGUAACAGGCAGUGCUGUGACGGCUGGAGCCGACAGUGCUGCCUGCAAUCACUGCCACCAAUCCACCCUUGCCAACGGAGCCCCUGAGCCACACGUGUGUCUCCCUGGCUGCAGGCAGGGAGGAGAAAGCAAUCAGCCACUGGACACAUGCCAGCCCAAGAGGAGAUGGGGGUCUCUCAGGUGUCCCUGUGAUGCUCAGCCAUUGGGUUACAAUGGCCUCAGCAAACCAAGUGCCUAAUGGCUAUGGGAACAUCUCUAGUGCCUUGUUCUGCCAACAGGGUUCCCUACGCCUGUGUGUCUCAAAAACAGCGGUCUGUCAGCUUGAGAAACAAGGCAGUACCCGAAGUGUAACAGGUGAUGCUGCAGCUGUUUUACAGCAGGAAAACAGAAGGGGCUGAGAGCAAUCUGUGGUAUCAGAGGAGAGAUUCAGAACAUCAUCUUCAGCAUCUUACGUUGCAGUAAUUUGUCUUAAUGUACAUCACAGAUCACACAUCUGUUCCACCAGCAGCCGAGCAGCAAUGAGCUCAGAAGGUUUUUGUAACAAAAAAAAAAGUCAACAAGACUGCUUCUCAGCCCACGGGAACAGCCGUUUGCACAGACCACCCCUGGAAGCUCUCUGCCCUGCCCACUGCCCUGUUCCCCACUCCCAAUCAGUAACCAGAGAGUUCACAAUCAGGCCUUUACCUGCGUGAGACGGAGGGAGCUCUGAGCCAAUGUCUCCAGCCCUGCAGCUCGGGGAAACCCUUCUUCAGCUGGAAACAGGAGCUUCAUCUCUCUAGACAUUCUUGGCAGAAAGGAAGCCAAGCAUGGAAACGAGGCCACUUGCCAAAGUUUGGCUGUUUCGGAGUUUGUUUCAAAAGCAAAUUCACAAACAUUCUGUCCUACUGUCAAGAGCUUAAAGCCUGUAAAUAGAGACUAUACCACCACAAGAAUUAAGAAAAAAAAAGUAAAGCACUAAUUUGUUUGGUUUAAAUGUUGCUGUCACUGCUUUAAUCACUGUAUAUUGCCAGCGAGUUCGUAGAGUUGCCUUCUUAGCAGGUAUUAUUGAUCAUAGGUUUUUAUUUGUGGGGAACAAGUGUGGUUUCCCUUCCUUUCUUUCUGAUUUAUAUUUAUAUUUUGCUAAAUUGGAGUGCUGAGUCUUCAGAUUCCCCACUUUUAUGUUUGGCUUAUUUAGACUUUGUUUUAUGCUGGAGGUAAAUAUGCCUAUAUAAAUAAAUAUAUGAAUAUUGCUUUGUACUCAA